Molecule: messenger RNA, 1014 nt
Organism: Aspergillus tanneri
Lineage: Eukaryota; Fungi; Ascomycota; Eurotiomycetes; Eurotiales; Aspergillaceae
Exons: 2
Coding region: 1-1014 (337 amino acids)
Cellular component (GO): cytoplasm
Molecular function (GO): cystathionine beta-synthase activity; cysteine synthase activity
Source: RefSeq, a predicted model, not a curated record
AUGGCACCAUACCUAGGUGAGCUGCUUAGCAAUUCCUGCGCGGACCAUAUCGGUGCCACUCCCCUUGUUCGCUUAAACCGUCUUCCUACCUCUUUUAAGAUCAGAGCGAGAAUAUGUGCGAAACUCGAGUUUUUCAACGCCGCUGGAUCAGUCAAAGACCGUAUUGCAAAGAGCAUGGUGGAGCAGGCCGAGCUAGAUGGACAGAUAAAGCCUGGAGAUACCCUGAUUGAAGCAUCUAGCGGAAAUACAGGUAUAGCAAUAGCUCUCAUGGCAGCGAUCAAAGGCUAUAAAUGCAUCAUUGUCCUGUCUGAAAAGAUGUCACUUGAGAAAGAGCAAAUUUUGCGGGCUUUAGGCGCCAGCGUCGUGAGGACACCCGCUGGUGUACCAAUCAAAUCUCCCGAUUCCAUUCUCUGUGUUGCCAGACGCCUGAAGGAGGAGAUACCGAACUCAUGGAUUCUAGAUCAAUACAAUAACCCUGAGAACCCGCGCGCCCACGAGUACGGAACAGCAGAGGAGAUCUGGCAUCAAACAGAGGGGAGAGUGGACAUUUUAAUAGCGGGAGCUGGAACGGGAGGGACAGUCACGGGGUUGGCAAGGGGUCUGAAGAAAAAGGGUCGAAAUGUCUCUGUUGUCGGCGUGGACCCCAUCGGAUCGAUCCUUGCACAUCCAGAAGAGUUGAACGAAGAAAGGAGCGAGUAUAAAGUUGAAGGCAUUGGGUACGACUUUGUGCCCGGAGUUCUGGACCGGACAGCACCGGACAUUUGGAUCAAAACAAACGACAGAGAUGCAUUCCGGCUUGCAAGAAGGCUUGUCAGGGAUGAGGGGAUACUCUGCGGUGGUUCAUCUGGAGCAGCCUUUGCUGGUUUGCUCCAAUACCUGAGCAUGCAUCCUGAAGACAAUGUGGAGGACAAAACAAUCGUUCUUAUAUUUCCAGACAGUCUCAGAAACUACCUGACCAAGUUUGCAGACGAUUCCUGGAUGGAGACUAAUGGGUUUGCCGGUGAAACAGAUUGA